GACCACCUAGGCUCCAAGCAUAAAUAAGUCCAUCUCAUCCUUUUAACCUCUCCAAAAGGUCUUUCCAUCUCUUCAUCACUUCUCUAUUCUCCAAAAAGCCUCUUGCGCCCUCACCAUCAGAUCUAUCCAACGCACCGGCAGCUUAACAAAGAACCAGAGUCAGAUAUGUCGAUCAGAUCAUUACUGAUAGCCAGGAAGAGCAACUUGAGAGAUUUGAAGGCGGGAAGGAUCGUAAUUGGUGCCGCUACAAGUUUAAUGUUCCAUCAAAAUAACAAUCCUGCUGCUCCUGCUGCUUGCUUCUCCUCUGCCACUAGUACUGCACUUGGUGGUGGAAGCAGGUUAGAAGGCAAAGUGGCGCUGAUAACAGGAGCAGCAAGUGGGAUUGGCAAGGCAUCAGCCCGAGAGUUCAUCCAACAAGGAGCUCAUGUGAUAAUUGCUGACUCGGAUAAAGAAAUUGGCUCACAAACUGCUACAGAACUAGGAGCACGAGCUAAUUUUGUUCAUUGUGAUGUCACCGAGGAAAGCCAAGUUGCCGAAGCUGUAGAUUUUGCAGUAGCUAGGCAUGGAAAGCUCGAUAUCAUGUACAACAACGCCGGAAUUGUAGGCCCAUCGUUCCCUCCAAGCAUAGCUGAUCUCAACCUAGAUGAAUUUGAUCGGGUCAUGAGGGUUAACGUCCGCGGUACAAUGGCAGGAAUCAAGCACGCUGUGCGUGUAAUGAAACCAACACAUGCAGGUUCUAUUCUCUGUACUGCCAGCAUUACAGGAAUUCUAGGUGGACUGGGGCCACACCCUUACUCUGUGUCGAAGUUCACUUUGCCUGGAAUUGUGAAGUCUGUUGCUAGUGAGAUAAGCCAAGAUGGAAUCAGAAUCAACUGCAUUUCCCCAUUCGUCAUUCCAACACCACUUGUUGUUGCUCAGAUGCAAAAGUUCUAUGGAGUCGAACGGGAAUGGAUAGAGAACAUGAUUUAUGAACUAGGGGAACUUAAAGGGGCAAAAUGCGAGGACAUAGAUAUAGCUCGGGCCGCUGUGUUUUUAGCAUCUGAUGAAGCAAAGUACAUAUCAGGUCAUAACCUUGUAGUAGACGGGGCAUUCACUUGCUUCAAGAGGCUAAAUAUGCCAAGGCCAGAUCAAGUUGUGUAAUUCUGGUCUGUCGUACAAAUAAUGCAAGAACAUGCCAGAGCACUAACAUGGAUUUUAAUGGUUGAAACGUGUAUCAAGAUACUAAAAAUGACAAGGAAAUACUAUGUGAAAGUACAUCCAGUGUUAUUAUGUUAACUCACUUUAUAUGUGUGUGUGACUGCCU
Molecule: messenger RNA, 1303 nt
Organism: Papaver somniferum (opium poppy)
Lineage: Eukaryota; Viridiplantae; Streptophyta; Magnoliopsida; Ranunculales; Papaveraceae
Product: short-chain dehydrogenase reductase 3b-like
Exons: 3
Coding region: 166-1140 (324 amino acids)
Source: RefSeq, a predicted model, not a curated record